Messenger RNA from Caenorhabditis elegans, 1363 nucleotides. It is a transcript of the gene acdh-3, whose product is annotated as Short/branched chain specific acyl-CoA dehydrogenase, mitochondrial. The transcript is spliced from 4 exons. Gene Ontology annotation, biological process: fatty acid metabolic process; carboxylic acid catabolic process. Bases 3 to 1262 code for a protein of 419 amino acids. Gene Ontology annotation, cellular component: mitochondrial matrix. NCBI's taxonomy places the organism in Eukaryota, Metazoa, Nematoda, Chromadorea, Rhabditida, Rhabditidae. The record is from RefSeq and is marked reviewed. Gene Ontology annotation, molecular function: short-chain 2-methyl fatty acyl-CoA dehydrogenase activity; flavin adenine dinucleotide binding; oxidoreductase activity, acting on the CH-CH group of donors.
GAAUGUCUUCCUUGUCUCGGUCUCUUCUCAUCAGCCGUUCGGCGGCUCCGGUCGUCGCUACCAUGUCUACGAAGCCUCGUGCUCACAUCGACGGGCACGUACCAUCACCACUGCAACAACUUUCCGAAGAGGAAAGCUCAAUUGUUGGAACCGUUCGGCGUUUUGCUGUGAAUGUUAUCAAGCCGCUUGUUCGUGAAAUGGACGAUAAGUCUCAAAUGCAUCAAUCUGUAAUUACCGGAACUUUUGAAAAUGGGCUGAUGGGAAUCGAGAUUCCAGAAAAGUAUGGUGGACCAGGAUCAUCAUUCUUCGACGCUGUUCUCGUCAUUGAAGAGCUCGCAAAAGUUGAUCCAUCUGUUUCUGUAUUCGUAGAUGUGCAGAACACUUUGGUUGCCCCGUUGAUUAUUCAGUUGGGAACCGAGGAGCAAAAGCAAAAGUAUCUUCCAAAAAUUGUGACCGAAGCUAUUGGAUCAUUUGCUCUUUCCGAGACCGGAUCUGGAUCUGAUGCAUUUGCAUUGAAGACAACUGCAAAGAAAGAUGGAGAUGACUUUGUGAUCUCUGGAUCAAAGAUGUGGAUUACCAAUGCUGGGCAUGCUCAGUUCUUUUUAGUUUUCGCAAAUGCUGAUUCAGCCAAAGGAUACAAGGGAAUCACGUGUUUCCUGGUUGACAGAAAUCAAGAAGGAGUAUCUGUUGGAAAGAAGGAAGACAAGCUCGGAAUCCGUGCAUCUUCUACAUGCUCCGUUCAUUUUGACAACGUUCGGGUCCACAAGUCGUCAAUUCUGGGAGAAUAUGGAAAAGGAUACAAAUAUGCGAUCGAGUGCCUGAAUGCUGGACGUAUCGGAAUCGGAGCACAAAUGUUAGGAUUGGCUCAAGGCUGUUUCGAUCAAACAAUUCCAUAUCUUCAACAAAGAGAACAGUUCGGGCAGAGACUUAUAGAUUUCCAGGGAAUGCAACACCAAAUCGGACAAACACGAAUGGAAAUUGAAGCUGCUCGUCUUCUGGUCUACAACGCUGCUCGCAUGAAGCAGAAUGGACUUCCAUUCGUUCGUGAAGCAGCCAUGGCCAAAUUGUUUGCAUCACAAGUUGCCACUACAGCCACUUCGAAAUGUGUGGAAUGGCUUGGAGGAGUUGGAUUCACCAAGGAAUUCCCAGUUGAAAAAUUCUACCGCGACUCAAAAAUUGGAACAAUUUACGAAGGAACGUCCAACAUUCAGCUCAAUACCAUUGCCAAGCUCGUUGACAUCGAAUAUCAACAAAAGGCUUAAUUGAUUAUAAUAAUCAUCUCCUACGGCGUUUUCAGUAGUGAACAAUCGAACGUAUUUAUUUCUAUUCGUUUAUAUUUUUCAGAAUGAACAAUUUGCAACUU